UGUCCAACCAUGUGGCCAUUAAGGACGACCAUUAUGAUGAUGAUGAUGAUGGGUCACAAACUAAGAGUUUAACCGACUCUAGACUCCUCAUUUGAUUUGGAGAAGCUUUUUGAACAAACACAGACCUUUUUUCAACUUUACCUUUACUUCUCUUUUUUAUUUGUUAGUGGAAAAGCUUUAAAGAGUCCCAAUGGAUGGUCCCACACAGACAAAGACAGGUAUCUGAAAACCACUUCUUUUGUUUUUAAGCGUAAAGUAAAACAAAAGCACCAAAAAAUGAGUGAAAAUGUUAAAAUUGCUGUAACUUAAAGCCAAGGAGCCUGUCUUUAAAACGCCGACUCUGUCUGUAAUGUGGUGAAAGUUGAAAUAUAUGUGUUAAAAAAGUGUAAACACCUCACAGGUUUUAACUCUUUCUUGAAAAAAGAUUUCAUCGAAGUGUUUUUAAAGUCUUCCUCAAAGUGUUCAAUUGGAGAAAUGAUGCCUAAAAUUGUCAAUUGUGUGUUAAAAACCGUGUGAAACCGUGUGUGAAUUCCGUCACUUAAUGGUGGAAAUCGGCUUUUUUAACCGUUUUCUCUCCUUGAUAACCCGCAAUGGAUAGUAGCAGUGUUAGAAAGCAUAGUGGGUGUCAAUAUAAAGUGACGGCCAUAUUUGCCGGUGCCGCUGUUGUAAACAAAAAGUGAGAGACAGACGCUUCACUGAAUUUCGGGUCAUUUUUAUUUCUUUAAUUUACAAUGUCUUUGGGAAUGUCUUAUAAACCCAAUGUCCAUCAGCACAUUCCGGGAACUUCAGGGAACCAGGGUAAGGAGAAAAACCGGGGGGAAAUCAAAGUAUGCGUCCGUUAAAUCGAGUGUUAAAUUCGGGGUCUCGGAGAAUACCUGGAGAAAGACCGUGUCUGUAGUUUUUGUCCAGUUAUAUAUAUAGGGUCAGAUCCUGGGAGCUAGGCUAAUUCAUAUCCGCCAUUAUUACUAAUGUAAAAGAGCGCCAUCCGUGAUAUCAGGCGGCCGAGAAACACGGUUAGGAUGAGAAACGAGACGGCGACGGUUCCUAAAAUGUGGUUCUCCGUCGUCCCGGGUCCUGGUCCCGCUGGGUGGGAGCCGUUACACGGUGACAAAAAUGUAUCACUUGUGUCUUCUUGAGCCAGCUUGUUCCGUUUCCUCCAUGAUGCUCCUCGGUCGGAGCUGCUGAUUGAUCUGCCUCUGAAUUUUUUUAUGACUCUUCGAGGACAUCUCGCGACCGAGGGUGAAAAUUACAGCCGAACAAAGCGGCAGGGGAGCGGCGAGGGUGGAGGACCGAGCCCCGCCAAACCUCUGUCAUUUUUACCGAGAUUUAAGGAGUUUCUUUGUGAACCCUAGCCUAAAGGAAAAGUUUGAGGUCGACGCUUGUAUGUUGUUUUUUAUUUUUUAUAGAAAGUGAAGGUAUAUAGAAACAAAAUGUACCUCUAGUUGGUGAGUGAGAGGAAACAGUGGAGGACAAAAACCUACAAAAUAUGGAAGUAAAUCUGUGCCAUCUGACUUUGAAUUUCUUAAGCUGAAUUUUUUUUUGUUUUGCAUCAAAAUCAGACUUUGAAUUUCAAAACCAUCAAAUUUCAAGCACUUUAUGUUGGAAUUUUUACACAGAUAUUUUAGUGUAAUUUUUACUAAAUAAAUUAUUUUCGAGAGACCUAUUUUUUACACUGAAUUUAUUUCAUCAUUGGGAAAAAAAAUGCGUGCUUGAAAUUUAAUGGUUUUGACAUUCAAAGUCUGAUUUUGAUGCAAAAAAAAAAUUUCAGCUUUAGAAAUUCAAAUUCAGAAUCAGAUGGCACGGAUUAACUUCCAUAACAAAACCUCUAUUAUUUUGAAUUUUGAGCAUUUAUCAGGGAUUGAUUCAAUUUUUUUUUUUUUUUGGCUUUUUAUAGAAAGUAAAGCUAUAUAAAAACAAAUAAUGCCUGUAGUUGGUGAGUGGGACAAAACAGUGGAGGGCAAAAACCUACAAAAUAUAGAAGUAAAUCUUUGCCAUCUGAUUUUGAAUUUGAAUUUCUAAAGCUGAUUUUUUUUUUUUUUGCAUCAAAAUCAGACUUUGAAUUUUAAAACCGUCAAAUUUCAAGCAUGCAUUUUUAUUUCUGACACUAAUUUUUUUUUCACAAUGAUGGAAUAAUUUCAGUGUAAAAAAAAAAAUUCUCUCAAAAUAUUAGUUUAGUGACAACUAGACUUAAAAAAAUUCUACAUAAAAAAUUAAGUGUAAAAAAAUUUAGUUUCAAAAAAUUUAUUUCAUCAUUAUGAAAAAAUAAGUGUCAGAAAUAAAAAUGCGUGCUUGAAAUUCGAUGGUUUUGAAAUUCAAGGUCAGAUUUUGACGCAAAAUAAAUUCAGCUUUAGAAAUUCAAGUUCAAAAUCAGAUGACACAGAUUUACUUCCAUAAUAAAACCUCUUUUAUUGACAAGAUAUCCUCAGCAUGAAUUUUGAGCAUUUAUCGAGGAUUUAUUCAAGCAAAAGUUUUUGUUUUUUAUGCCUUUUGUCCAACACAGAGGUCAAUCAAAGUGUUUUAAAUAGGCUGAGAAGGUUAAUUUCAUCAUCUGUUCUAUUUAUUAGUUGUUGUUUUUUUUUUUACGUGGGCAUAGAGUAACAUAAGUGCUUUUUAAACCAUACUACUUCUUCUAAUAGCAAAAUGCUGAUUUGCAAAAGGAAGCUUUUCUUAAUGUGUUAGAAAUGAAAAAAAACAACAACACAAUCAUGAAAGCAAGACUGAUAAUAUUGUGGCGACUGCUCUCCUUCAACAAAAAGGCAGCUGGGGUUUAGGUCUGCUUGCAUUUGUGACUUGUUUGAAUGAUCAGUCCGGUUUAAGUGUUAAAAAAUGAUUUAUUGUUCAAAAAUGAGAAGAAAACACGCUGAUCCAGCUCAAAAACUUUGCCUUUGAAUGAAAAAGUGUUAAAAUGAAAUGAGGUUAAAACAGGUUGAAUAAAACGAUGAAAAACGGUCAACAGAAAAUUAUCAGAGCUUACCAUGGCCCAUUGUCUGACCACACCUGUGAGAUUUAAAUAACCCUCCAAACAUCCCAAAACCACACCCCUCAGUGACGAUCCCCAGACAUGACGUACUUAUUAGAAUCAAACUAAACAAAUGUAUUUUGGCUCUUAAAGAUAGAUGGUUAAAUGCAGUAAAAUGUGCUAAUUUAUGCCCCUGUUUUCAGUGUGAGAGCAGUGUUCAUGUGUGAUUCUUGCAGUCCUUUUAAAUUCGACUGACACCUGCUUGUGUUUUCUCAUCAGUUGGAAACCUCCAGUCUCCCUCAGCAGCUAACCUGGCCACAUUGCAGUCCUACAGGCCUCUCCUGAGUGAUUACGGGCCUCCAUCUCUGGGAUUCACACAGGUAACUACAACUCUCACCAUUACUUACUUAUUCAAUUAAACGCAGAGUGUCAGAAAGAAGAAGCAGGCUUAAACAUUGAUCCUGUGUGAUUUUACAUCACUGUGAUUUUCUUUCCUUGUUGGUUUUUGUCAGGAUUUAUGUUUCCUCUCUGCUUCUUUCAAAUACGAAGGCUGUUUUGGUUGAUAUAAAGAAAGUUCUGACAGUAUUUUGAGUGCAAAGACAGGCUAAUCUCACAACACAGCUGGAGGACAGAUUCACAGACAGAAGAAGCGAUGGGAUGGUUGUUGUGGGUGACUGUGGAUUCAACAGUUAUUACGUUGAAACCUAUAAAUAGAAACUUUGAGCUUACUGUGCCUUUUUCAGGACUCCAGCUUGUCCUCUUUUGAAAACAGGUGGAUUAUUUUGACUUCUCUAACAGAUAUGAGACUGAGGCUGUAGAGAGAAAAAGCACCAAGCAGCUUUAUCAGCUGCUUAAGAGCUGAUCACUGUUGAUGGACAUUGGCCCAUCAGCAAAUAAUGUAUCACGCUGUCCUUACUUGUUUGGAUCUUAUUGCUUCAUAGUAUUAAUUUGACGCAGGUGAGCUAGUUUAUCUAAAUACUGAUUCAGAGGUUAGGUUUUUAUGUAGCAGAAGACAUCACCUGUUCGACAAACUGAUUUUAAAAAUCAUCAAGAUGAGGCCGAACGUUUGUAAGACAAAUCCCCGUGUUAUUUGCAAAGUGCUUAUGUGAGUCUUAGAGUUAGGACUCUGUGUGAAAUGUCAUGUAUUAAUUGAAGUUUUCUCUUUUUCCUCUCACAUUUUUUUUUACAUGGUGCUCCGUUUUCUCCGACUUCAGGGCUCUUCUGGCAGCCAAGUGCCUCAGAACAAAUAUGCAGAGCUGCUGGCUAUCAUCGAAGAGCUCGGCAAGGAGAUCAGGCCCACAUACGCUGGAAGCAAGAGUGCAAUGGAGAGACUGAAAAGAGGUAAGAGAGAGCCUUAAUGUGCAGAAAAAUUUCCAUAAAAAUAUCAUCUCAAAUUGAGCCGUGUGGUUCUGUUUGUUAAGCUAAUUUUUUGUGUCUUCAAAGGAAUAAUCCACGCCAGAGGGCUGGUGCGCGAGUGCCUGGCUGAGACGGAGAGAAACGCACGGUCCUAGCUAACAAACACAUUCCUCCCCCCCGCAAGAAGAACUAACAGCGUGUGUCCCGUGAAAAAAAGAAACUUGCAUGGCAUUUCCUUUUAAAAAGAGGAAGUAAAAAUGAAGAAAGGUUGGAAAAGAAAGCUCCUAGAGUGAAAAAAUGUCACAAUAACAAUUCAUGACUCCUGAGGGAUCAUUCAAAUCAUGUGUGGGUUAUUGGGAAUCAAACCAGAGGAUGAUCAUGUGUUUUUACGCCCCAUUUUUGGGAUCUUAAGUUCUGACUUCAUAUUUAAAAUGUUGAUUUGUGCAUGCGAACGGGCCUGUGGGUUAAAUGUAGACAGUGCAUGGCUUGUACAGGGGUAGACGGAGAAGACCUCUUCUUCUUUUUGAUAGUAUUUGGUCUGAUUUUCAGACCCGUAUAACACACGUGACUGAGUGAGUGAGGGACAGAGAUGUGCCAAAUGCAUCGGUUCAUUCGUGGUGAGGUUGGUUUUGGUAUUAAAAAGAGGAAAAUGCUGUUACUUGCAUCUUUGUAUGUAUUUAUUACUCAGUGUAAUAAAUUGUAUUUUCAAUACAGUU
Messenger RNA from Xyrichtys novacula (pearly razorfish), 5031 nucleotides. The record is from the annotation of a GenBank genome assembly. Lineage: Eukaryota; Metazoa; Chordata; Actinopteri; Labriformes; Labridae.